Cooperia oncophora is the source of this 1266-nucleotide messenger RNA. Lineage: Eukaryota; Metazoa; Nematoda; Chromadorea; Rhabditida; Trichostrongylidae. The record is from the annotation of a GenBank genome assembly.
AUGCAUUUUCGUGAACAACUAUCAAUCCAACCAGCCGAUACUAUUUCCAACAUCAAUAGUGAUAAUACUCUCCUCGACAUUAAAGUGCCCUGGACAACCACUCUGCGAAACGCUCAAGUGCAAACUAUGCUGGGAGAAGAUAUACAAUUUCCAGUGCUGGACGAUCACGGAAAUAGCAAGCUCACUGAUUCUCCUCCCACAUCUUCACUCCUCUCUUCACACUACUCUUCAGGAUUGGAAGGAAUCGUUGUAUCUGCCCCUCUACGCCGUAAAAACAACUGUCAUCAUAUAAAGAGAUUUACCGGGAAGAACCAGAGCUACCAAAUAGAAAGAUCACCCUAUCAACUAAGAAAGAGGAGAAGAAGGCUGAAUGGAAUAGCGGCUGUUACAAUCGGGAAAGAAGCUUGUCUCCUACUCAGAAACAAGGAAAACCGAAUUACAACAGUUUCCAUCCGACUGAAACAAAUCUCUCACAUCUGUAAACAGAAGACCGAAUAUUUCACGAGAGAUUACGAGUUCUUCACGGAAUCCCGACAUCAGUGCUAUAACACUGAAAGCUGCAGAGGUAACACCUGUGAGUCACUCGAAGAUGAAACUAUACGUUUCAGUAUGAUUGCAAAAUCAAAUCCGGAUACACAUACUGUGUACCAAGCUGUGUAUGCUUUUGGUGCGACUGUACCUACAUCAUCCACGAUAUACCGAGUCUUUUCAUGCCCCACAUGGAGCAUCCAAGCAGAAGGGAACCGUCACGCUAAGAACAGAAGGUUCUACUACUGCUCAACACUUCACUCUCCAGCCAGGAAUCCUUUCACAUGGAAUAACCUUCGACUGACCUUUGCAGGUACAAUUCUACCAAAUCUUCCGAUUCUAUCAAGCUAUUUCAUAACGGACGGCAACAUCGUGACGCGAAUCGAACCAUCUCAGCAAGGACAACUUCUACCAAACUCCGCCGGUCAGUUACAAUGUAGAACAGAAGAAGAAGCAAAGUCUUUUGGGAGCUGCAUUUUCGCACAAUAUGCAUGUUCCUGUAACCCAAGAAAAUACGCAGUCACAUGCUCCUGUCCAAAUGGGACAACGUCGUCAUUUCUGCACAAUAAACAUAAUAAGCUUCCAGUAAUUACAGGUCAAGCAGCACUGAUAAAUGAGCGGCAAACCAUUAAGGCAAAAACAACUCGACUCUGCGCUCACGAGCAAGGUAUUAACAAACGAACUAGUCAUUGGCAUUCUAGCAUCCAACAACAAUCAUGUCGAGUUCGAUAUAGGUGA